CGUGGGCCAAUCGGAAGAGCCCUGAUUUGGCGGGAGUCUUGACCUCCGCCGGGGCCUGGGUGUCUCAGCGCGAGCUCUGGGUGUUUGGCCGCCGUGGUCAUGUUUGUGUCCGAUUUCCGCAAAGAGUUCUACGAAGUGGUCCAGAACCAGAGGGUCCUUCUCUUCGUGGCUUCGGACGUGGACUCUCUGUGCGCUUGCAAGAUCCUUCAGGCCCUGUUCCAGUGUGACCACGUGCAGUAUACGCUGGUUCCAGUUUCUGGGUGGCAAGAACUUGAAACCGCAUUUCUUGAACAUAAAGAACAAUUCCAUUAUUUUAUCCUCAUAAACUGUGGAGCUAACAUAGACCUAUUGGAUAUCCUUCAACCCGAUGAAGAUGCCGUAUUUUUUGUGUGUGACACCCAUAGGCCAGUCAAUGUCGUGAAUGUAUACAAUGAUACCCAGAUCAAAUUACUCAUUAAACAAGAUGAUGACCUUGAAAUUCCUGCCUAUGAUGACAUCUUUAGGGACGAAGAGGAGGAUGAAGAACAUUCAGGAAAUGAAAGGGACGAGUCAGAGCCUUCUGAGAAGCGCACACGUUUAGAAGAGGAGAUUGUGGCGCAAACCAUGAAGAGGAGGGAGCGAAGAGAGUGGGAGGCCCGGAGAAGAGACAUCCUCUUCGACUAUGAGCAGUAUGAAUAUCAUGGGACUUCCUCAGCCAUGGUGAUGUUUGACCUGGCAUGGAUGAUGUCCAAGGAUCUGAAUGACAUGCUGUGGUGGGCCAUCGUUGGACUAACAGACCAGUGGGUGCAAGACAAGAUCACUCAGAUGAAGUACGUGACCGACGUCGGUGUCCUACAGCGCCAUGUGUCCCGGCACAACCACCGGGAUGAGGACGAGGAGAACGCCCUCUCUGUGGACUGCAUGCGCAUCUCCUUCGAGUACGACCUCCAUCUGGCGCUCUACCAGCACUGGUCCCUCCAUGACAGCCUGUGCAACACGUGCUACACUGCAGCCAGGUUCAAGCUGUGGUCUGUGCAUGGGCAGAAGAGGCUCCAGGAGUUCCUUGCAGACAUGGGUCUCCCCUUGAAACAGGUGAAGCAGAAAUUUCAGUCCAUGGACAUCUCCUUAAAGGAGAAUUUGCGGGAGAUGAUUGAAGAGUCUGCAAAUAAAUUUGGGAUGAAGGACAUGCGCAUACAGACUUUCAGCAUUCAUUUUGGCUUCAAGCAUAAGUUCCUGGCCAGUGAUGUUGUCUUUGCCACGAUGUCACUGAUGGAGAGCCCCGAGAAAGACAGCUCAGGGACAGAUAACUUCAUCCAGGCUCUGGACAGUCUCUCCAGGAGUAACCUGGACAAGCUGUACCUCGGCCUGGAACUUGCCAAGAAGCAGCUGCGAGCUACUCAGCAGAUCAUUGCCAGCUGCCUCUGCACCAACCUCGUCAUCUCCCAGGGGCCUUUCCUCUACUGCUCCCUCAUGGAGGGCACUCCAGAUGUCGUGCUAUUCUCCAAGCCAGCGUCCCUGAGCCUGCUCAGCAGACACCUGCUCAAGUCCUUUGUGUGUUCGGACUCCCCCCUUACCUCCUCCCUGCCGACUCACCUGGCAUUCAGGCAGGGUCCCUACCCCGAUAACGUUGGCUUCUCCCCAGGUAUGGUUGAGGAAAGGAUGAUCCCACACAUUUCAGCAAAGUCUUACUUUGCUUCCAGGAUGAAGGUUUACAUGGGGGCUAGUUUAAAAAACAUAUUGAAUAGGAGGUUGAUGUUAUACUACUGAAAUGACCAAGAUAUGAUUAUCUGAGUGUUAUGUGAAGACAGUCAAUUAAUGACAAAAGGUAAAACAGGCAAACCAUGAAUUCUAAAGUCCUCUAAGCUGGGUUUAAAUCUCAGCUUCCUCAUUUACCACUUGUUUGAUGUGAGGUCAAUUAUUUGACCCCCUAAGCCUCAGUUUCCGCAUCUGUAGAAUGGGUGAGCAAAUACCUACUUCAUAGGUCCAUUCAUUUAUCAGACGUUUAUUAAGCAUCCACUAUCUGCUGGGCACUGAUGUCCUUCAGUCCUGGACAGACCAUGACAGUUGGUCACCUUCAUUGGGUGUGGGUGCCGUGGGCACAGCAGUGAAGGAAACACUCCAGUCUCCAUGUUGAGUAAGCACACCUGCUAGCAAGAGGAACAGACGAGGAAUGAGUACAUGCAGUGUCGGGUAUGGUACACGCCAUAGAGAAGAUGAAGCCAGAUGAGGGCGAAGGGCUUGGUUGGGGAGGGCCUUCUGGAGGAGGUGAUAACUAUGUCAGGACUAAAAGGAGGUGAGAGAGGGAACAGCUAAGGGGCAGUGGGGCCAUGACCCGCAGCACAAAAGCCCUGUGGUGGCUUGUCGGGGUUUAAACCUCUCUUCUGGUGAAAUGGAGGCUUUGGUGGAGGGAGCAGUUCCUACUGUCAAGAUUCUGGGCGCUGAGUGCUACUC
Molecule: messenger RNA, 2430 nt
Organism: Rhinolophus ferrumequinum (greater horseshoe bat)
Lineage: Eukaryota; Metazoa; Chordata; Mammalia; Chiroptera; Rhinolophidae
Gene: CDC45
Product: cell division cycle 45
Exons: 16
Coding region: 100-1746 (548 amino acids)
Biological process (GO): mitotic DNA replication preinitiation complex assembly; DNA replication initiation; double-strand break repair via break-induced replication
Cellular component (GO): DNA replication preinitiation complex
Molecular function (GO): DNA replication origin binding; single-stranded DNA binding; chromatin binding
Source: RefSeq, a predicted model, not a curated record